UUCGGUCUCUGUUCUCGCGACUCCCAAUAAACGCUACACGUACGCCCGAUUUUUUUCCAUUCUUCGUUUCCCCACCGUUCUCCCCCACCUUCGAUCGCUACAUACGAUCGGAAUAAACGAAUAAACAAAUGGUUUGAUAUUGUUGAAAAAUGGUGUUUUAACCCUCGAUCGCGCGAGCUCUUUUGCUAAUUAUAAUCAACUUACCGAUUUUUAAUUAAUGUGAACACGUCUUCGAAGCUGUGAAACUCCGGAAACUUUAUUGCUCCUGAAGAGAAUCGUAAGCCUCCCGGUCGUGUGUUAUUUGUCCCGAUCAAGCGUCCCCCCGUCUUAUGUGCUCGACGCAAAGUUAUGGUUUUUCAUGCCUCCGUGAAGAUCUGUGAAAAUCCCAUGGUUCUAGGCUCCUCCUUGUGCUGGAGAUAAUUCGUUUGGUUCGAUAGUCGGCGUAUUGAUUUGCCGAAUUGAACGCUGAUUAUCGGGGAUCGGAUGCUGCUUUUAAAAGUGUCAUACCCCACCGAUGAUGAAAUUUAAAUGACCUCCGAAUAAUGGGAUGUUGAUAAUUAUUCGUGUGCUACGAGAACGAUGAAAUCCCGGAGAUUGACGUUCUCGGUGAUUCGGUGCUAAAUCCUCGAGGUUUUUAUUAUCUCUGUUUUCUGGUUUUUCGUUUACGUCGACUACGAAAAGUGUGCAGACUCGAGUGAACAUCGAGCCUGGUUUUCGUUUUAUCAUUUUGUGCUCCGUUUACAGAAUCAUUUCGACAUACCGGUUUUUACCCUCGCUUGUUUACGACCGUGAAAACGCUCGUAUGUUCGUGACGUUUCGGGCCGCUUUUAUAUUCGUGCCCUGUGAGUUGUGAUGAUAUGAUUCGGGCAAGGAGGGAACGCGUUUUUCUUCCUCGAUUUAAACCACUUUUUAAUCGAAUCUGCUUUCAAUAUCCGGACGCACUACUUAAUAACAACGCUACGGAGCAAACAACUUUCUUCUUGUAUGAUCGACGAACGAGGCUUUUCUUCGACUCACGUUUGACGGAUAAAGCUGUUUUGGAACCACUACCGUCGUGGUGAGUAGUGGUCUCCAAUCGUUCGAAACGGAAGAAGCGGCUGAGAAGCUGCACCGGGAUAGAAGAAGAUAUGCGAAGUAAGCAGCAGCCAAGGCCGUCGUUUCGUUGGCCCCAGCAACGCGGUGAUAACGUUACCGGAGAAGACGGUGUGGAGGGUACGGGUCCUGGUACAGAAUUGCAAGCCGAUGAAGAAGAUUGUGUAGAUGAGGAUGGCCCAAUCAGCCCGAGUGAAAGAGGUUGUCCACGAACGGUCAAAGAAGAUGAAGAGGAAAUUGACUGUAUCGACGAUGAGGAUGAGGAUGCUUCCCCAGUCACACCACCACCAUCAGCAACGUCAACCUUAAAUCCUGCAACUCUCAGAGAUACAGGACCUCCUGACAGGGAUCCAAUGAGCCCUCGAUGUCCAUCUCGCGAUUCGCGAGAAUCGUCCGGUCCAGCUGUUGGAAGUCCGCCACCUCCUGUUAUUAAUCGGCGCAGUACGAGUCCUGUUAGUCCAAACAGCAUCGUGCCCUUACCCCUUGGACCGCAUCCACUUUUGCCGCCACACUCUGCAGCUGUAAUGGCGGCAUACAUACAGCAGACUCAUCAGCGCCUGCUCCUCGGUCACUCACCAUUAUCGCACGGUUCGGCAUCACCACUGGUAUCAUCUUCGUGUUCGCCACCCGCUGCAACGGCAGGACUUUUAGUAUCGCCAGCGAGUGGCGGCGAGAUUUCUCCUGCAGCUACACCGCUUCCAGCUGUUUUAGAUUUUAGCACGAGAAAAUCGUCCCCAGUCGAAGAGGAAGAUGAUCAGCACAUAUUGAAUCUGACCAAGCCACCAACCCCAUCGUCGUCAACGGAAACAAACAACGGCCCUCUCGAUUUGUCGGUUUCCAGUAGAAAGCGUCCGAGUGUUGAAGAUUCACCGCCUCCGCCACCGCGAAAAUCUUCGAGGCUGGCUGCGUCAACGCCUACGGCUCACCACGAGUCUCCAUCUACUCCAACUUCUUUUGGACGACCAGUUGUUUCGCCGUGGACGUCACCAGUUGUGGCCUCCCACUUUCCGUACUUCGCUGCCGCAGUAGCGGCAGCUACUAGUCAGCAACAACUCUCGCCUAAGAGUACGUCCGCUGUAGUGGAUACGCAUCAGUUAUGGAACGGUAAGAUGAAACCUCCCGCUGCACUCGAUAAGCCAUAUCAGCCGAGUGAAGCCACAAAGGCUUUAGAAAAAAUGAGUGAACUGAGUAAACUGGGUGGUGAAGAAAUGUACAGAUCAUCAUCCGGAGGAUCUGGUAACAGUUCGAUCGGUAGCAAUCCAACUGGAACAUCAGGAAGCAGGCACAGUGCUUGGCAAUCGCAUUGGCUGAACAAAGGUGCUGAUCAGGCCAAAGAUGUCCUAAAGUGCGUCUGGUGCAAGCAAAGUUUCCCGACAUUGGCAGCAAUGACGACGCACAUGAAAGAAGCAAAACAUUGCGGUGUUAACAUGCCCGUUCCGCCACCCUCGUCGGGUCUACAUUCCCAGCAAGCAUCGAUGCCAACGAUACCACAAUCUCAAAAUCAACACCAACAUCAACAUCAGCAUCAACAUCAACAUCAAUCGCAGAGCUUAGCUGGAGCCAGCAAUAAUAAUGCAACACCGAGUAGCAAGCAGAGUCCAUCAGAGUUGAAUCUUUUGAUCAAAGAGACCAUGCCGUUACCGAGAAAAUUAGUACGUGGUCAGGACGUUUGGUUAGGCAAAGGGGCCGAACAAACGAGACAAAUCCUGAAAUGCAUGUGGUGCGGUCAGAGCUUCCGAUCCCUUGCUGAAAUGACGUCACAUAUGCAGCAGACUCAGCAUUACACAAAUAUUAUAUCACAAGAGCAAAUAAUUUCAUGGAAAUCGUCAGACGAAAGCAAAGGUGGAUCGGGUGGAAGUGGCGGCGGAGCAGGUGUUGGAGGUGGAGGUGGUGGUGGCGGCGGUGGAGGUGGGGGAGGAGGGAGUGGUGGAGGAAGCGGAGGAGGAGCCGGGAGCUUACCACCAGGAAGUGGCGGUGGACAACAUGGCGGAAGCACGGGUGGCCCUGGUCUAGGUGGCGGAGCCACGAGUAGUCAUGUCAGCGCCGUACUGACAUGCAAGGUUUGCGAUCAAGCUUUCAGUUCCCUUAAAGAGCUGAGUAAUCAUAUGGUGAAAAAUUCGCACUACAAAGAGCACAUCAUACGAUCGAUCUCAGAAAGUGGAGGACGUCGUAGACAAACGCGUGAAAAGAGAAAAAAGUCACUGCCUGUUAGAAAGUUAUUGGAACUUGAACGCGCUCAAAAUGAGUUCAAGAACGGUGAUGCCAAUUCGGGUUUAUCGUACAGUUUGGGCAAACACGCUGGUAGGAUAACCUGCGAGAAGUGCGGUGAGAAAAUCGAAACGACCAUUUUCGUUGAACAUAUUCGGCAAUGUAUCGGAGCUGGGACUAUCGGUGUUAAUCAAAGAAAUUUUUUGAAGAGCGCUCUAAUGUCGAAUCACAUGCCGCAAGUGCUACCACCCAGUGAAAGCGGUCGUAAGAGUGUGAACGAGGAUACGUCUUCGGUUUCAUCGAGACACCAUCGAUCUCCAUCCUCGGCGAGUGACGCGACAACCCCUGGGAAGGAGACUCCUACACCUAGUGCCAACGAGGGAACGGGCGGUACUUCAUCGCCAUCCGUACUAAAUGCUAUCGAGAAACUCAUCGAAAAAAGCUUCGACUCUAGAGUUCGUCAUGGAACACCGGGUCUCCAUCACUCUCAGCCGGGAGCGCCGAUGGGCUCGAGCAUCCUCAAACGAUUAGGCAUCGACGAGAGCGUUGAUUAUACGAAACCACUUGUCGACGCACAAACAAUGAAUCUCUUGAGAUCGUAUCAACAACACCAACAACAACAUUAUAAUUCUACGAGUGCGGCAGCGAGGCGAGAAAGGAGUGGUAGUGAGUCCAGUUCUAUAUCGGAACGAGGGAGCAACCGAACGGAUGCAAUGACACCUGAGAGGCGGAUGGAUCUUUCUAUGAGUCAUGACAGGUUGUCGGGAUCCCACUCACAUCGGCAUCGAGCUACUCCGGAUAAACAGAUCGUGGCACCACCCAGUCGACAGCAGACUCCCUGCGAUCCAGAUUCCGGUGACGAGGAAUCCGUAAUUGUAAAGAAAGAACCACGAGAUGAAGAUUCCGAGGCUCCACCGGCGAACGAAGAAGAACCUGCACCACAAGCCACAUCACCUAGGGAAGUGCUUGUAAAGAACGAAGUUGUAGACGAAUCCAGAGACGACGAGGAGCCAAUAAAUUACGGAGCUACGAAUCAUCGUCGGAGCAGUCUGCACGAAAGUACAGAAGAAGGUCGGGAAGUUUUAUCGCCUCAUGUGAAUCCACCUACACCUAGGCCAGCAAGUCAAGUUGAACAAAUUGCUCGAAGUCCGUGCAGAAACAGUACGAGCAGUCCAGCUAGCAGUGAUCGUUCGGUGACGCCGAGGGGUACACCGGACACGAAAGCGUCCAGUAGUCUCGGGGCCCUGUCUUCCAUGUUUGACAGUUUAUCGGGUGGCGGAGGUGGCUCCGGUGGAGUAACCGAUUCUCACGGUCGCAAAACGAGUAGUCACCCAUUGGCUGCCCUCCAAAAGCUUUGUGACAAAACAGAGACUCGCGGUAGUUCGGGCAACUCCAGUGGCGGCUCCAGAUCCGCUUCUGCUAAUGCACCAAACAUCGGCACUGGGAGUAGUAGUGGAUCCGGAACUUCGGGUCCAGGACCUGGGCCAACGCCCGGUGCGAUAUUAGCCUUCAGUUGGGCUUGUAACGACGCAGUCGUUACGGCGGAUUCGAUAAUGAAGUGUGCUUUUUGUGACACGCCUUUCAUAUCGAAAGGUGCGUAUAGGCAUCAUUUGUCUAAAAUGCAUUUCGUAAAAGACGGUGUUAUUCCGGACCCUGUGACGAUCAGUAGAACGGCAGCGGCCGCCGCGGCUACUUCAACAGUAUCUCAACAAUCAUCCGGUGGUGGGCCAAGCCGUAGUUCGACAUCGCCACCAAGCUCACAACGCAACAAAUCCCCACCCGUGCCCCAGGCUAACGGAAGUCCAUCGCAGCCGUCCGCCUCACCGCUCGAAGAGAGUCCUCAUUCAAAAUUUCUCAAGUAUACGGAGCUGGCCAAGCAAUUGUCUAGCAAGUACGUAUAGUCCGAGCCCCGUAAGUAGCGGUGCCAUUUGUACAUAAGUGUAUCUAUACUACGACGCGACUGUUAAUGCGACAAACAAAUAAACAAGAACAAUGACGCGGUCAUUAGUUAGGUUAUUAUUGCUAUUAUGAUUACUACUACAGAUAACUUUAACGACAGUCUUAAAAAGUCGAGGGGUAUGGACGACAACGAUGAUCUCGUCAUUCGGCAAUUUCAGAAGUAUCAUCCUUCGUAAACAACUCAUUCUCCAUAAUGUUUGCGUCGACGUUUCGUAAAUAAAUUCAAACAUUUUUGGCAUUUAGAAGCGCCGAAUAUUACGUUAAUAAAAUACUUUGGUUUUCCCAAGAGAUUCUAGGAAAAAAAGGAGCCUGAAUUGUUUUUUUCGUAUCAGCGCAAAUCUCUUCCGAAUGAAUAAUCUUUCAUUAUGAACCGACCCCAUCAUUAUUUAACGAUGAUUUUGUAAUCUAAGUGGAAAUUAAUUCUCUCUUCGGACCGUCAUUCCUUGCUUGUAUAUAUCCUAUUUUGUUGCGUUACCUCUGGCUCCAGGACACUUCGUAGAUUUUCAUUACUACACGAGGAACUUGGUAUCGAUGGUGAAAAAUAGUCCUCGUAUCUCACUGUCAAGUGAAUGCUUGAUUUUUAACAAAGCUUGUUGAAAAAUAUCGCUUAAAUUUCAAUGCAAAAAAUCAUUAUUGUUUUUUGUUGUUCGAACGUGGAUUGCGUGACAAACAGACAAUUAUUUCGGAUAGUGUUAUCUAUUCUGUAAAAUUUUUUUUUUACCAGCAAGCUUAACGCUAUUUCAACUAACUUUGGAGAUGAAAAGUUUGAGAUUUUUUAAAUCUGAUACCCGUGCAAUAAAGGAUGGAUCAAACGGUGUUGUCAUUAUCCGAAAAAUCCGCUCGCUGGUAAUAGAACUGAUACUAUUAAAUAAAUGAAUAAACUUUCUUUACAAACUGUAGCAGAUUAAGCGAGCACGUGUCCAAGUUCCUCGCGCCUAAUGCGUACCUACUCUGUUCUUCUACUCGAGAGGGACAUUUUCAAUGUCAGACUACUGCGGGAGAACGGAUUGUAGCAGAUGACUUUUUUCUCUUUUUUCCAUCCAUUUUUUUACUACCAACCCCACACAGAAACGACAUCCGCGAUACUUAACGUAUACAGUAGCUCUGUAUAAUAAUCAAAAUUUAGGGCGAGGUCGACUUGAACAGAUGAGAAACGCACGCAUUCCCGCGAUUCAGGGAAUAUGUGCGCAAAUGUAUGUGCGCUCGUGUGCGUAUAGGUGGGUGCGUCAAGCUGGUAAAAGAAAAGAAAAGCAAAAACAAAACAAAACAAAACAAAAAUACGAAGAAACAAAAAAAGAAACACAAGUGUUGAUUAAUUGUGAUGCCACCAUAUCUCGCCGAUAAUGCUGAGUCACAUGUUGGCUCGGCAAGCGGCCAAGUUUGUGAUGUUAUUAUAAAUACUUAAGGAUUUAACGUCGACAGGAUGUCUGCAGAGACAGAGCGCGAAGUAGAAAGGACUGGGCAAACUGGUGAAAGAGAAAGAUGUAAAAACGAAAAGAAAAUGAAGCAGAAAAAAAAGGAAAGAAAAGAAAGAAAGAAGAUACAAAAUUUAAAUGAACGAGCGAACAAAACACAAACACACAUACACGUACACACACUACCAUAAGACACAAGAAAGAAAACCUGUUGUGAAAUUUCGACCCUCGGUAUGUAUGCCUUUAGAUUUUAAGGACUAGGUCUCAUUAAUAGGGCUCAGAAUGUAAGCUAUUCUAGAAGGGUGAAAAUUGUAUAGGCAUCUCUCGUUGUUAAUACUUACGCGGAAAGAGUGAACUAUUAGCGAUGAAAGAAGAAGAAGAAAAAAAACAUAACCCGGUGAAAACAAAAACAUAAAAUUAA
Venturia canescens is the source of this 7095-nucleotide messenger RNA. It is a transcript of the gene tio, whose product is annotated as tiptop. The record is from RefSeq and is a predicted model, not a curated record. Gene Ontology annotation, cellular component: nucleus. Gene Ontology annotation, biological process: regulation of transcription by RNA polymerase II. NCBI's taxonomy places the organism in Eukaryota, Metazoa, Arthropoda, Insecta, Hymenoptera, Ichneumonidae. The transcript is spliced from 4 exons. Gene Ontology annotation, molecular function: DNA binding; DNA-binding transcription factor activity, RNA polymerase II-specific. Bases 1128 to 5201 code for a protein of 1357 amino acids.